AUUUUUUUAAUUUUUAUUUUUUUGUUCGAAAAUGAAGAAGGAAAAGGUUCGAAGGGCUUCUUGGUCAAUCUACAAGUAAAAGGAAAUUCCUAGUGCAUCAGCUUUUUUCCAUCAACCCUCUCUAAAACCCCAAGAACACGAUUCUUUAGGGGAAGUUGAACCAAACCCCACUUGUAAAAACAUCGACUUUUUGUACAAUUUGUCUUCAUCUCCUUCCUGUUCGUUGCAAAAUUUUCGUAAACACUAAACCCUUCAUGCCUUUUCAUUUCUACCACCAUUUCUUUGCAUUGCAAAUGUGAAGACACAUAUUAAUCAGAAUAGUUGGUAUUGAAGGAGUAUAAAAUGGCAGCAAAGAAGGAAGCUGUGAAUGUGAAUCCUAAGGCCAUUAUACACCAAAGAUUUGGGGAUAAAGCACAUUACAAUAUAGAAGAAAUUCAAGAAUUUUCAUCAAAUGGAUGUCCAGGGCUUGUGAUUCCACAGAAAGGCCCUUGUCUAUACCGUUGCUGCUUGCAACUUCCUGAUUUAUCUGUUGUUUCAGAGGUCUUUAAGAGAAAGAAGGAUGCUAUGCAAAAUGCUGCAGAAAAGGCACUAGAGAAGUUAAGUGACCCUCCAGUAGAAAAUCCAUCAGAUCAAUUGGUAUCUCGGCUGUCCUACUUAUUCUCAAAUGAGUUUUAUGCCAUCUGUCAUCCACUGAGUGGUCACUUUCGGGCAUCUUUGCAUAGAGAGGGUGACCUCAACGGUUUUGUUCCUAUUUCCAUUAUGCCCUUCUAUGAUUCAAAGAUUUCUAAUCUUUGUAAGAGCAUAAAACCCGAGGUUGAGUUAAAACCAUUGGAUGUAACCUCAAUUAUAAUGGAAGCUUCUGCAAGAUUAUCUGAUACUGUAUUCUGUUCUAAAGAGCUUUUGUCACUAAAAAGAGUAACUCCAUACCCUCCAGAAGUUUUGCAAUUGGUAGAAGUGUCUUCUGAGCAAGGAACUCAUGUCAAGGUUAUUCGUGUUCCUUAUAUGGUUGAUAAGAAUGUUGACUCUUUGACUCUUGAUGUUUCUUCAAAUAAGUAUUACAUGGAUGUCAUUGCUCAAGAACUUGGAGUUGCAGAUGCUUCUAGGGUUUUGCUCUCAAGGGGCAUUGGAAAAGCUUCAUCAGAAACAAGAUUGUACUUUUGUGCUCCAAAAUCACACGAAUUGGAUGUGAUAUCUGGAAAUGAGGUAAAAGAAGGUCAUUUGGAUGAAACAUACUUAAAUACAAGGGCAAGUUACUUAUGUGGUCAAAAUAUAUAUGGGGAUGCAAUCUUGGCUACUAUUGGAUACUUGUGGAAGUCUUAUGAUCUUUUCCAUGAAGAUGUGUCUUCUCGCACAUAUUAUAGGUUACUUUUGAACAAGGUACCCAGGGGUAUAUAUAAAUUGUCACGUGAAGCCAUUUUUGCAGCUGAAUUGCCCUUAAAAUUUGGGACACGAAGUAACUGGCGGGGAAUGUUUCCAAGGGACAUCCUCUCCACCUUCUGCCGCCAGCACCACUUACCGGAACCCAUCUUUUCCAGUACAACAACCGCCAAAACCACCCCGGGAUCCGAAGAAUCCUUCAAAUCCGAAGUAAAAGUAUUCUCAAAAGAUCGGAAUCUGAUAUUCCAUUGUUUCCCUCAAGAAUCAUACAAGAAACAAACCGAUGCUAUCCAACAUUCCUCUUUAAAAGUCCUCUCAUGGUUGAAUGAUUUCUUAAAUACAGAUGGAAAUACGAUAAAUGGGAACAAGGGCGAUCUCGUCUUUUACCCCGAACAUAUCUCGAAGGAUUUAUUGGCACAAAUUAAGGGUAAUUAUGAAAAAAUGUUGGGAUUUGAAGGUGGGAAUCAAGAUAAGAUGUUUGAGUAUCGGAUUGAAGGGGCGGAAUCAGAGAUUACUCCGGCGAAUGGGUGUUUAGUGUGUGUGGGUUACUGUGUGUGGUUGGUUAGUGGAGAAGAGAGGGAAAUAAUUGAGAAAAAUGAAGAAUUUGAAUUUGAGUUGGGGAGUGAGGCGGUGAUUCCGGAUCUUGAAGCGGUUGUGGGUGGAAUGAGUGUGGGACAAUCGGGUUGUUUUAGAACCGAGUUGCCCCCUCGAGAGUUGAUCUUUGCAGCCAAUGGUGAUUCCGAACGGAUUUCGGUUUUACUAUCAUCAGGUAACUGCAUCCUGGAAUACUCCACAACUUUGCUACGGGUUACCGAACCCUUAGAAGACCGAAUGGAAAAGGCUUUAUUCAAUCCUUCUUUAUCAAAACAACGUGUUCAAUAUGCAGUUCAACAAAUUAAAGAUUCUUCUGCCACUUUUUUGGUUGAUUUUGGUUGUGGGUCCGGAAGCUUAUUGGACUCAUUAUUGGAUUAUCCAACAUCACUUGAACGAAUUAUUGGUGUUGACAUAUCAGUAAAAGCCCUAGCUCGUGCAGCAAAGACUCUUCAUUCAAAGCUAAGCAACAAUUCAAGUGUUCCAAUCAAAAGUAGCUGUAUUAAAUCUGCUUUGCUUCUAGAUGGUUCCAUUACAACUUUUGAUUCUCGAUUAUAUGGAUGUGAUAUUGGAACAUGCCUAGAGGUGAUUGAGCACAUGUCGGAAGAUCAAGCAACUUUAUUCGGUCACAUUGUUUUGAGUUCUUUUCUACCAAAACUUCUCAUUGUCUCCACUCCAAAUUACGAAUACAAUGUAAUACUUCAAAAGUCAACUCCUCAGAGUCAAGAAGAAGAAGACAAAAACCCAACAAAACCUUGCAAAUUUCGCAACUUUGACCACAAGUUUGAAUGGACACGAGAGCAAUUUCAAGUUUGGGCAUCCGAAAUUGCCAAAAAGCAUAAUUAUAGUGUUGAAUUUAGUGGUGUUGGUGGAGUUGAAGGGGUUGAACCUGGUUUUGCAUCACAAAUUGCUGUUUUUAAGAGGGUUUGUGAGCUUCAGGAAGGUGGGGAGUUGAAGGAUGUGCCUUAUGAUGUUGUUUGGGAUUGGAGGAGUAGUAAUGAAUGAGAUUUUAUGGAGUGAAACAUUCUUUUGUGUUCAUCUAACUAGUGAAUUAGGUUGAGUCUUUUGGAUGUUAGAAAGAUUUGGGUGUUAAUUGUAGAAACAUUAAUGGUUACUUAUUGAAGUAUGUGGGGCUAUCUUAGUUUCUAUUGAAUGGUUUAAUGGGAAUAUGACUUAAAGUGGUUGCUAUUUUUGGGCCUAAUGGG
Molecule: messenger RNA, 3173 nt
Organism: Lactuca virosa
Lineage: Eukaryota; Viridiplantae; Streptophyta; Magnoliopsida; Asterales; Asteraceae
Source: the annotation of a GenBank genome assembly